AUGGCUCCGGAGGAUGCCGUCUUCGCAAUUUCCGCCCAGGCAACCCUGCUGGGAAACCGUAUCUCUGUGCGGAUGCUAGACUACCUAAGCACCGUUCAUGACAUCCCGGAUGGCUUUGGCGAUCUCUCCAAAGUCUUUCUCGAUACCUGUCGUUCCCUGUGGACCAUUGAAGCUGGCCUCAGCGAGUCGACCACGGCCAAGCGACCGCUUCCACGGAUUAUUGUACAAGAGGUGGAGAAGAAGUUCACCGAGGCAUACCGAGACUUUCAGCACCUGGACCGCGUUGUGACCAAGCUGAUCCAGUACGAGCACCGUGGGACAUUUGGAAAGUUACAAAAAGGAUGGAAUCGGCCGAGUAAUGAGUUGCACAGAAUCCGCGAGUCGCUCAAGAAGAUAAUGGAGGCGUUGCAGAUCAGUGUCCUGGCGUUCCAUUGGUCUCUCGGUGAUGCAAAGCCGGAGGAAUCGGUUGGAGUUGGAUACGCAGGACUUGCAGCAGCCCUCGAUCGGAUGGCGAAAGGCAGAUCAGUGACGGGAAUCAACAAGGCGAAGUCUCUCGAACAAGGUAUGGCUGGGAUGAAGCAGCCGUCCCAGGCUGUGAAUAUCGCGCCUGCGAGUCCUCCUCCGUCUAUCCCAGUCCCCCCUGUACCGCCGAAGCCAUCAUCUAGCCACGACGAUGUGGGCAAAGUCACUGGCGUGGGGAGCUCACAUAGAGCCCCCGUCGACUCAAUGCCGGAGACUCUGUCAUCGGUCUUAUCACUAGACUCUCUCUUGAUAUCCACAGACCAGGACUUGGAUUUAUCUCAUAUCCGGAGUCAUAACACAGCGAGCAAAGCCGAAGACUGUCAACGGCUCCAGAGCUCGUCAGCGUCAACACUCGCCCAAGAGGGGGAGACGGAUCAUACCCCUUUCUUGCCGGGUAUAUCAACCUACCGGAAGCGUGAGUUACCUAACAUGCCACGUCGAACGCCUAGCAAUACGAGUGCUGCAAGCGUGGGCCAUUUGCAGAGCGCUUUGGUAUCCGCGGUUCGGGCGAGAAACCAUCAGUUAAUGGAACAACUAUUGGAUAGUGGCGUAUCUCCGGAUAUGGGAGAGAAUACUCAUCCGCUUAAUGAAGCUAUCCUUCAUCGCGAUAUUGAGGGCAUGCGACUCCUCCUUGCCUUUGGAUCCAACCCGAAUGCGCCAGAUCGAGACGGAAAGACACCUCUCUUCUCGGCUGUGGAAGGAUCAUUCACGGAUGGCGCCACAAUAUUAUUGAAAUACCGCGCCGAUCCAAGCUUCAUGGCUCGGUCAGAGCUGGAAUCCCCUCUCGGAUUGUCUAUCCUGAGCCUGAAGACCGGUCUUGUCCACCUCAUCCUUGCGCAUGGGGGAGACCCCAACCACGAGAUGAGAAAUAGGAGCACGGUCCUUAUUGAAGCCAUCCGGAAGAGAGCCCCCCAGCGACUCGUCGAUCUGCUCCUGGAUGCCGGUGCAGAUCCGAAUUUGAAGAACAGAGAAGGAAAAUCGGCUUUAUUUGAAGCUGUGCAGGCCGACCAAGUGGCCAUUGUGACAACGCUGUUGGAUCGUGGUGCGAAUCCCAAUCUCCCUGGACCGGAGCAUGUACUCUGGUCAGCCAUCUAUCGAGCGGCAUGUCUACAGAUCCUGAUGGCUCGUGGUGCAGACGUGCGAAAGGCCCCUGGUAUUAUGGAACAGGCAACUAGCAUCAACAACAUCGAUUCUGUGCGGAUCCUCCUUCACGCGGGCGUUGAUCCCAACUCCAAAAAGGACGGAAUUUAUACGCCGCUGUGCUCCGCCAUUCGCGACAACCGCGGGGACAUCUUCGCCCUAUUGCUGGCCAACGGGGCCAAUCCCAACGUCAUGGCAUCAGAAUAUCCCGCCUGGAAGUGCGUGACUCACUUCCGGACGCAUCUCUUGCCCGACCUUGUCGACGCGGGUGCAGACCUCCACCAACCGCCCGGCAUCGUGGAGAUGGCGGUGCAGAUGAACAACGCGGAGGCCGUACAAUGGCUCUUGGAGCAUGGCGGUGCGAAUCCAAAUGACCGGAAUGCACAAGGACAUACCGCUCUCACGACCGCGAUUCGAGAUGACCGCCUCGAUUUGCUGACUUUCCUUCUGGCGCAUGGGGCGGACCCCAACCAGCGUGGCCAGGACUGGCCGGUUUGUAUGGCGGUCCGGUCCCCCACGAUCUUGCAGCAACUUCUCCCCGCCGUGACCGACCUGUCGGCGCAUAAGGGGGUCAUGGAGCUGGCCGUCAUUGCAAAUCAACUCGACAGUAUCAAGUUGUUGUUAGCUGCAGGGGCCAGCGUGGAGUACAAGAACGGCGGAGUGUUCUCGCCCCUGACGACCGCGUUGCGCGAGGGCCAUCAGGAUAUUGUGCGAUUCUUGCUCGAUGAGGCCGGAGCAGACCCUAACGCACCCGGUGAGCACCUUCCCAUCGUUAAAGCGGUGCGCCGAUGUAUGGAUGGGGACUUUACCAUGAUCGAAUUGCUUCUCGAGAAGGGCGCAGAUCCGAACAAGACCUACCGCGAUUGGAACGCGGUGAUGCAAGCCAUUGAGAACCGAGAUCUUAGGCUCCUUCGAGUUCUCAUCGAGAAAGGAGGUGGUGUGGAUGUGGGGAAGCGAGAUGAAACUGGCAAAACCGUGAUGGAAAUGGUGAAUGCCUCUGGCUGGAGCGAAGCGACGCAGCUCCUGCUUGACAAUGCGCGCUCAUGA
Aspergillus tanneri is the source of this 2709-nucleotide messenger RNA. RefSeq lists its product as uncharacterized. The record is from RefSeq and is a predicted model, not a curated record. NCBI's taxonomy places the organism in Eukaryota, Fungi, Ascomycota, Eurotiomycetes, Eurotiales, Aspergillaceae. Gene Ontology annotation, molecular function: protein binding. The transcript has a single exon. The coding region runs from base 1 to 2709 and encodes 902 amino acids.